GCACAAACCCUGUUCUCUGGACUUUCUGAUCACAUCAGCUGAACUGUAAGCUAAUACAUCACCAUGCAGUCUCCUGGAAAAUCUCUGAAAGAAGCUCUGCUCUGUGCUCAGAGCGAGGAUCGACUCACUGUUGGAGUCUAUGAGAGUGCUAAAAUUAUGACUGAUGAUCUAGACAGUGUGUCUUUCUGUGUCCUGGCUGUGGAUGAGGAGUUCGAGUGCGACAUCGCUCUGCAGAUCCACUUCACCCUCAUCCAGUCCUUCUGCUUCGACAACGACAUCAGCAUUGUCAGAGUGAGCGACAUGCAGCGUUUGGCUGAGAUUGUUGGCGACAAGGCAGAGCAGCUUGAAGAUGCCCACUGCGUCCUCAUCACGAACCCAGCUGACGGGUCUUGGGAGGACCCUGCUCUGGAGAAGCUGCACCUGUUCUGUGAGGAGAGCCGGCGUCUGAACGACUGGGUCCCUGAGAUCAGCCUGCCCAAGCGCUGAUCUGGGACUCGGCUCCCUCUCUUGCUCAGAUGCUGUAAAGCUUCUUAUUUGGAAAUACUCAUCCUGAUGAACAGGAUGACCCUGUUUCUGCUCAUCCCUGGAUACUCCUGAGGAGGAUUCCGUCCAGGCAGCACGGCGCCGGCCCGAGGGGCCCCCCGUGAACCGUCGCCUCUUGUCCCGUCCAUGCCAAGAUGACUCUCAUUCUUUAUGUGAAUGAGGUCAGGUAUGCCGCAAGAGCGACACAUCGACCCUCAUUCUUUGUGCGGAUGAGGUUUGGAGAGGAAGGAGAAGCGAAUUCUGCGUCCUGUGGUUCCACAGAGCAAAUGUCGCACUCUGAAGCACGCGCAGCAGGAGAAGAAGCGGUGCUGAGAAAGAGGCAUUCUUAAAAAGAGACUUUUUAAAGAUGUCCUCUUCGCUGAGCAACAUGACAACAGUUGCAAUCAGCGCAAAUGUUUCCCACUUUCCAGAAUUGUCUUAAUUCUCUAAAGGUUUCACUUUAGAAAUUUAAUGAUGACAAAAAAUAUUCCUCAAAAAAGUAUUGGAAAAAUACUAUCUAAAGGUUUUUACUUUAGGUAUUUAACAUUGAGAGAAAAAUACAAAAAAGUGUUAAAAAGAAAAGAAAAAAGUGUGAAUCUGAUUUUGAAUCUGAAAAUAUGAAAAAUAUGGGAAAAAGAAAACUGAAAAUGUACUACUUCUUGAAGGUUUCACUUCAGCUCGAUUUAUGUCAAAUGAAAUAACUUGUACACUGCAUAUUUUUUUGUAAGAUGGAAACAUAGAAAUAAAAUAUUUGAACUCAA
This is a messenger RNA of Dicentrarchus labrax (European seabass), 1283 nucleotides long. Its product is annotated as growth arrest and DNA damage-inducible protein GADD45 gamma-like. The record is from RefSeq and is a predicted model, not a curated record. The transcript is spliced from 3 exons. Bases 64 to 486 code for a protein of 140 amino acids. Gene Ontology annotation, cellular component: nucleus; cytoplasm. Gene Ontology annotation, biological process: regulation of cell cycle. Lineage: Eukaryota; Metazoa; Chordata; Actinopteri; Moronidae.